AUGUAUGACCUCCUCACUGUUCUCAUGAACUAUUUCAUCAUUGCAUUCAUGUAUGACCUCCUCACUGUUCUCAUGAACUAUUUCAUCAUUGCAUUCAUGUAUGACCUCCUCACUGUUCUCAUGAACUAUUUCAACACUGUUCUCAUGUAUGACCUCCUCACUGUUCUCGUGAACUAUUUCAUCAUUGUUCUCAUGUAUGACCUCCUCACUGUUCUCAUGAACUAUUUCAUCACUGUUCUCAUGAACGACCUCCUUACUGUCUUUCAUAAGCGUUUCAAAGUCUCCUUUACUCAUUACUUCAAUCUCAUGCUGUUCACAGUAGUACUUAA
Molecule: messenger RNA, 329 nt
Organism: Trichomonas vaginalis G3
Lineage: Eukaryota; Parabasalia; Trichomonadida; Trichomonadidae
Exons: 1
Source: RefSeq, a predicted model, not a curated record